Eruca vesicaria subsp. sativa (arugula) is the source of this 1183-nucleotide messenger RNA. NCBI's taxonomy places the organism in Eukaryota, Viridiplantae, Streptophyta, Magnoliopsida, Brassicales, Brassicaceae. The record is from the annotation of a GenBank genome assembly.
ACAAAAACCCAAACCAUACUAGAAUUUUGUUUAAUAAAAAAAGAUGGGUUUCAACUUCAUUCCUCUCCUUCUUUUUCUUCCACUUCUAUCAAUCACUAUCUUGUCGGGAUUCGAGCAGACUUUGGCUUCCGACAACACCCUCAUCGUGAACACCAACUACCGCAACAGCACGGAGGACGGUGGGAUGUCGUCGCUGAGAGGCAAGAAGCAGAGGAGUGGAUGUAACUUGUUCCAAGGCCGGUGGGUCUUCGAUGCUUCUUAUCCUUUCUAUGAUUCGUCCUCGUGUCCAUUCAUCGACGGCGAGUUUGACUGUCUCAAGUUUGGUCGACCAGACAAACAGUUCCUCAAGUACUCAUGGCAACCUGAAUCUUGCACUAUCCCAAGGUUUGACGGUGCGGCGUUUCUGAGGAGAUGGAGAGGGAAACGAGUCAUGUUCGUGGGAGACUCACUGAGUCUGAACAUGUGGGAAUCAUUGGGUUGUAUGAUACAUGCGUCGGUACCAAAAGCCAAGACAACUUUGGUUAAGCGAACCCCACUCUCUACUAUCACUUUCCAGGAAUAUGGAGUGACGUUAUACCUAUAUAGAACACCAUACAUAGUGGAUAUAUCCAAAGAGAAAGUAGGGCGUGUGCUUAACCUUGGAGCCAUUGAAGGAGGUGCUAAUGCUUGGAAAAACAUGGACGUCCUUGUUUUCAACUCUUGGCACUGGUGGACUCACAAAGGUCAAUCUCAAGGGUGGGAUUUUAUUAGAGAUGGGUCUUCUUUGGUGAGAGACAUGAACCGUCUUGACGCUUUCUACAAAGGACUUACUACUUGGGGUCGAUGGGUUGAUCAGAACGUCGAUACCACCAAAACCAAAGUUUUCUUCCAAGGCAUUUCCCCCACUCACUACGAGGGAAGGGAAUGGAACGAGCCAAGGAAGAGUUGUAAUGGGCAAAUGCAGCCGUUGGAUGGAUCAAAUUACCCAAGUGGCCAGCCUCCAUCUGCAGGAGUUGUGUCCAAAGUGUUGAGUUCAAUGAAAAAACGUGUGUUCUUGCUAGAUAUCACCACUCUGUCACAGCUGAGGAAGGAUGCUCAUCCUUCUACUUACGGUGGCGAUGGAGGAAAUGAUUGCAGCCAUUGGUGCCUCCCCGGGUUGCCUGAUACUUGGAACCAACUUCUCUACGCAGCACUUUCGAUGUGA